AUGAACCUGGACAAAGAGAUUCGCAAGCGGGCGCUGCAACGCAUCGCCAAGACCGUCCAGAUCGCGCUGCACCGCUGCGAGCCCAGCAAGGAGGGCGAGGCGAUCAAGUAUGCGCAGAACAUCGAGAAGCGGGCGCAUGAGGCCUGCCAAGGGCGCGAGGACCUGUACAGCGCCAACGUGCGCAACCUUACGAACCAAUUCGUCCAGCAGUGCUUCGCCAAGGUCGGCCUCGCGCCGCCCGGCGCCAGCCACCACCAGCAGGCGCAGCCGCAGCAUGGCGGGGUUGUGAUGCUUGAUGGCACAGUGGGCGCGCAGCAGCAGCAGCAGCAGCAGCAACCGCAGCAGCAGCAGCAGCAGCCGCACAUGAUGGUCGGGCAAAUGCCCAUGGGCUAUGGCCAGCCCCAAAUGCAGCAGUUGGCUGUGCCCCAGCAGCAACAGGGGUACAACAUGCAGCAGCAGAUGCUGCAGCAGCCGCAGCAACAGCAGCCGCAGCAGCCGCAACAGCAGCAACCGCAGCAGCAGCGACAGGGUAUGGUGCCGCAGCCCAGCAUGAAUGAGGGUUUCAUGGACUUCCUUGGAGCCUUUGGAGCUUUCAACGAUGGCACGCCGCCUGGCGGCGACCCUUCGGGCCUCAUGCAGAUGAUGCAGCCGCCGCAGCAGCAGCAGCAGCCGCAGCAGUGGCAGCAGCCGAUGGCGCAGCCGCAGGCACAGGUGACUCCUGCGGGCAUGGGGUACUAUCCCGGUCAACAGCAGGUGGGCGGUGGCGCCGCGCUCUAUCCAGCACCCAUGCAGCAGCAGGUGCAGCAGCAACAGCCGCAGCCAUUGCAGCCGCCGCAACCGCAGCAGCAGCAAAUGAUGGGGUCGUCCAUGCCCAUCCCCAACUCGGGCAUGCACGUGCAGCAGCAGCAGCCGGCGCCAAUGAUGAUGCCAUAUCAGGGAAUGAUGGCACCUCCUGCGGCAAUGGCAGCUGUACCGGGUAUGGGCGGGUUUGUACAGGCUCCGCCAAACGCCAUGCCGUGGCAAAUGCAACAGCAACAACAGCAGCAGCACAUGAUCCAGCAGCAGCAGCAACAGCAGCAGCAGAUGUUGCAACAGCAGCAGGCUCAGCAGCAACAGCAGCAGCAGCAGCUGAUGCAACAGCAGCAGCAGCAGCAGCUGCAACAGCAGCAGCAACAACAGCUUCAACAGCAGCAGCAACAGCAACAACAGCUCCAACAGCAGCAGCAGCAGCAGCAACUGCUCCCAUACCAACAGCAGAUGCAGCAACCCCAGCAGCAGCAACCCCAACAGCAACCUCAGCAGCAGCAACCGCAGCCACCGCAGCAGCAGCUGCAGCAGCAGCAGCAGUACAUGCCAGCUCAGCAGCAGUAUGGAAUGGCAGCGACAG
Messenger RNA from Monoraphidium neglectum, 1387 nucleotides. RefSeq lists its product as hypothetical. The record is from RefSeq and is a predicted model, not a curated record. The annotation marks the transcript as partial. The transcript has 3 exons. NCBI's taxonomy places the organism in Eukaryota, Viridiplantae, Chlorophyta, Chlorophyceae, Sphaeropleales, Selenastraceae.